This is a messenger RNA of Colossoma macropomum (tambaqui), 5919 nucleotides long. RefSeq names its product ankyrin 1, erythrocytic b (gene ank1b). Gene Ontology annotation, molecular function: protein binding. The coding region runs from base 44 to 5821 and encodes 1925 amino acids. The record is from RefSeq and is a predicted model, not a curated record. The transcript is spliced from 43 exons. NCBI's taxonomy places the organism in Eukaryota, Metazoa, Chordata, Actinopteri, Characiformes, Serrasalmidae. Gene Ontology annotation, biological process: signal transduction.
CCUCGGCCAGGCGCGCUCACGCGGACACGGGCGCAGCGGCACCAUGGCGCAAGCCGCCAAGCAGGUUCGCAAGAACAGGGACCUAGCGGAGGCUGCGGCCCAGGAGCAGCGCGAGAAGGAGGAGGAGAAGAUCAAGAAGAGGAACCGCUCGAGGGACCGCAGGCGCAAGGCGGAUGCAGCGACCAGUUUUCUGCGUGCUGCGCGCUCAGGUAAUCUGGAAAAGGCUCUGGACCAUAUCAAAAACGGAAUAGACAUCAACACAGCCAAUCAGAAUGGACUUAACGGGUUGCACUUGGCUUCGAAGGAAGGCCACGUUAAGAUGGUGCUGGAGCUGCUGCACCAUGGGAUUGAACUAGAGAGCACCACAAAGAAAGGGAAUACUGCCCUACAUAUUGCUGCUUUGGCUGGUCAAGAGAAAGUUGUCGCUGAGCUAGUCCACUAUGGUGCCAAUGUCAAUGCCCAGUCUCAGAAAGGUUUCAGUCCCUUAUAUAUGGCAGCACAAGAGAACCACUUGGAAGUUGUGAAAUUUCUUUUGGAGAAUGGAGCCAAUCAGAGCCUUCCAACUGAGGAUGGCUUCACGCCGCUAGCCGUGGCUCUGCAGCAGGGCCAUGAGAAUGUGGUGGCUCUCCUCAUUAACUAUGGCACCAAAGGCAAAGUGCGCCUGCCUGCUCUCCACAUUGCUGCCCGCAACGACGACACACGCACCGCAGCUGUGCUGCUGCAGAACGACCCCAACCCCGACGUCCUCAGCAAGACUGGCUUUACUCCUCUUCACAUUGCAGCACAUUAUGAGAAUUUGAGUGUUGCACAGCUGCUGUUGAACAGAGGAGCCAAUGUGAACUUCACACCUAAGAAUGGCAUCACUCCACUGCAUAUUGCUGCCAGAAGGGGGAAUGUGAUCAUGGUUCGUCUGCUCUUGGACAGGGGGGCUCAGAUAGAUGCCAGGACGAAGGAUGAGCUGACCCCGCUGCACUGUGCGGCCAGGAAUGGCCACGUGCGGGUCAUUGAGAUCCUCCUGGACCAAGGAGCGCCCAUCCAGGCCAAAACUAAGAAUGGCCUGUCUCCCAUCCACAUGGCAGCGCAGGGCGAUCACAUGGACUGCGUGCGGCAGCUACUGCAGUACAACGCUGAGAUCGAUGACAUCACUCUGGACCACCUGACGCCGCUGCAUGUGGCAGCGCAUUGUGGCCACCACCGCAUGGCCAAGGUGUUGCUAGACAAGGGAGCCAAGGCCAAUGCUCGAGCUCUGAAUGGCUUCACUCCUCUACACAUUGCCUGUAAGAAGAACCACAUGCGCUCCAUGGACCUCCUGCUCAAGCAUUCAGCGUCUUUGGAGGCAGUGACUGAGUCCGGUCUGACUCCACUCCAUGUGGCUUCAUUUAUGGGGCACCUUAACAUAGUGAAGAGCUUGCUGCAGAGAGGAGCUUCCCCCAAUGCAUCUAACGUGAAAGUGGAGACUCCUUUGCACAUGGCUGCUCGAGCAGGGCACUGUGAAGUGGCUCAGUUUCUGCUGCAGAACUCAGCCCAGGUGGAUGCUAAAGCUAAGGACGAUCAGACUCCACUGCACUGUGCAGCACGGAUGGGCCAUAAGGAGUUGGUGAAGCUGCUGUUGGAACAUAAGGCCAAUCCUGACUCAGCCACCACGGCUGGCCACACCCCUCUGCACAUUGCUGCCCGGGAGGGACACGCCCACACCACACGCAUUCUCUUAGACGGCAAUGCCCAGCAAACCAAGAUGACUAAGAAAGGUUUUACCCCCCUUCAUGUGGCGUGUAAAUAUGGGAAGGUGGACGUGGCGGAGCUGCUUCUGGAAAGAGGAGCUAAUCCUAACGCAGCAGGAAAGAAUGGACUGACCCCUUUGCACGUAGCUGUCCAUCACAACAACCUGGAUGUGGUCAGGCUGCUGGUGAGCAAGGGUGGCUCUCCGCACAGCACUGCCCGAAAUGGCUACACUCCUCUGCACAUUGCGGCUAAGCAGAAUCAGCUGGAGGUGGCCAGCAGUCUGCUGCAGUGUGGAGCCAAUACCAACGCUGAGUCCUUGCAGGGGGUCACCCCUCUCCACCUGGCCGCUCAGGAGGGACGACCCGACAUGGUCGCUCUCCUCAUCUCUAAGCAGGCCAACGUCAACCUGGGAAACAAGAACGGCCUGACCCCUCUGCACCUGGUGGCACAGGAGGGACACGUGGGCAUCGCAGACAUGCUGGUGAAGCAGGGCGCCUCAGUCUACGCAGCCUCAAGGAUGGGAUACACACCCUUACAUGUGGCGUGUCACUAUGGCAACAUAAAGAUGGUGAAGUUUCUUUUGCAACAGCAGGCCCACGUUAACAGUAAGACCAGAGUGGGCUACACACCUCUUCAUCAGGCAGCUCAGCAGGGUCAUACGGAUAUUGUCACUCUGCUCCUGAAACACGGUGCCCUCCCCAACGAGAUCACGACUAACGGAACCUCACCCCUGGGCAUCGCUAAGCGGCUAGGCUAUAUCUCUGUCAUUGAUGUGCUCAAACUGGUGACUGAGGAAUCCGUGUCCAUGAUCACCACAGAGAAGCAUCGUAUGAGUUUCCCAGAGACAGUGGAUGAGAUCCUGGAUGUGUCAGAGGAUGAAGGAGUUGCGCAGCUAACAUUAGGCGAUGAGUUGCUGGGGAUGGAUGGCGCUCGCUACCUGAAGCUGGACGACCUGAAGGAUCAGGAUGAUGACUUUCUUUCACCAAAGAAGACUCUGCGGGACUUUGAGAGUGGACUGGGCACGACACCAUACUCUCCUGCUAUUCCCCGAAUUCCAUGUGUAUCUCCAGAGACUGUCAUGCUGGACCAGCAUACUCCUGUCCCUCUGCCUAAAGAAUAUGAUGAGGACUCUCUGAUCCCCAGUAGUCCAGCCACAGAAACCUCAGACAACGUUAGCCCAGUGGCCAGCCCCAUCCACACUGGGUUUCUGGUCAGUUUCAUGGUAGAUGCGAGGGGUGGGUCCAUGCGCGGCAGCAGACACAACGGAUUACGAGUGAUCAUUCCCCCACGCACCUGUGCUGCGCCCACACGAAUUACCUGCCGUCUGGUCAAACCACAGAAACUAACGACCCCUCCUCCUCUGGUGGAGGGAGAGGGCCUCGCCUCCCGCAUUAUCUCACUGGGGCCCUCCAGCAUGCAGUUCUUGGGGCCAGUGAUUGUGGAGAUUCCUCACUUUGCUUCUUUGGGGAGAGGUGAUCGAGAGCUUGUGGUCCUGCGUAGUGAGAAUGGCUCAGUCUGGAAGGAGCAUCGCAACCGCUAUGGUGACGAUGUGCUGGAGACCAUUCUCAAUGGCAUGGAUGAAGAUCUGGAGAGUCAGGAAGAGCUGGAGAAGAAAAGAAUCCGUCGGAUAAUUUCCACAGACUUCCCCCUUUACUUUGCGGUGGUGUCACGUGUCCAGCAGGAGAGUGAUCUGAUUGGUCCAGAAGGUGGUCAGCUGAUCAGUAAGCUGGUGCCCCAAGUCCAGGCCAUUUUCCCUGAGACGGCUGUCACCAAGCGAGUGCGGCUAGGCCUGCAGGCUCAGCCAAUCCCUGAUGAGUUGUUGACUCGGCAGUUAGGUAAUCAGGCCACGUUCAGCCCCGUAGUGACGGUGGAGCCACGCAGACGCAAGUUCCACAGGCCCAUCGGCCUGCGCAUCCCCCUGCCCCCAUCCUGGAGGGAGAGUCCACGGGAUGCUGGAGAGGGAGAUACCACCAGCCUGCGACUCCUCUGCAGUGUUAUUGGUGGCACGGCCCCAGCUCAGUGGGAGGACAUCACUGGCACAACCAAGCUAAUGUACUCCAACAACUGUGCCAACUUCACCACCAAUGUGUCAGCAAGGUUCUGGCUAGCGGACUGUCCUCGGACAGCAGAGGCUGUGACCUUCGCCAACCUACUGUACCGUGAGCUGAUGGCGGUGCCAUACAUGGCCAAGUUUGUGGUGUUUGCCAAAAUGAAUGAGGCACGGGAGGGCCGCCUUCGCUGCUACUGCUUGACUGAUGACAAGAUGGACAAAACCCUGGAGCUGCAUGAAAAUUUCACAGAGGUGGCACGCAGCAGAGACAUUGAGGUAAUGGAGGGGAUGCCAUUGCACUUAGAAUGUUCUGGAAACCUGGUGCCAGUGAGGAAGGCCACCCAGCAACCUCGUACUUUCAGUUUCCAGGCCUUCAGAGACAACAGACUACCCGUCUCAGUGAAGGUGAGAGACAGCAAUAAGGAUGCCACUGGGUUCUUGUCUUUCCUCCGCAAGUCCACCAAAUAUGAGGAAACGCAGCAUGUGCUGUGCAAUCUCAACAUCACCAUGCCUCCCUGUGUUAAGGUGGUGGGAAGUGAAGACCGUAGGCGGACUCUUACGCCACUGGCCUUGAGGGAGCGAUACAGUGCCCUGAACGAGCCAGGCCUGGUUACUGUGAACACCAUUGAGAGGACAGAGCUGAAAAUCACGCUGAUUGCUGAGCAGCUGGGCUUAAGCUGGACUGAGUUGGCCAGAGAGCUGCAGUUUGGUGUUGAUGACAUUAAUAGAAUACGAGUAGAAAACCCCAACUCCCUCCUUGACCAAAGCUCAGCUCUACUAAACCUGUGGGCCAGCCGGGAGGGCAAGAUGGCCAAAAUGGAGAACUUGUAUGGAGCAUUGAAGAACAUCGACCGGUCAGACAUUGUGAAGUCUCUAGAGGCUCAGGCUCCACAGGCUGUACCGGAGGCUGGAGAGGAGGGGGCCUGCAGGCUGGCUGAGCGCGACUCCACCAUGCUGUCUCCCAGUGUGAUUAAUGGUUACGGGCUGGUGCAGGAGGAGCUGCUCUCACCGGCCUCCAUGCAGUACAGCCUGCCUUCACCACUGGGCGUGGAGCCCUACUGGCAGGAGGUGUCAAGCCUGGAGUGCGCCCCCAUUGCCCCCACCGAGGAGGAGGCCAUGCUGGAGAUGUCGGACGUUCAGGUUUGGCCGGCGGGCGUCAGUCCAUCCCUGGUGACCGUGGAGGACUCAUCUCUGGACGGCAGCAGCCGGGCAGACGACUCAGAGGCUAACACGCUGAGCCUGCCCUGCAGCAGCUUGGGACGUCCCAGCAGCGGCGCAAGCGGGGCCAGCGGAUCUAUCAUGGAGCUGGAGGAGGAGGAGGAAGAGGAAGAGGAGGUGGAUGAAGAGGACAUGCAGCACGAUCCAGUAGCUGGGGGUGCCAUCCCCAAAGCCAACCCUAACGGGCAGGUUGGAGGUCAGAGGUCGGAAGGCAGGAGAGCAGAGGUGGUGGCGGGCUGCAGUAUGGCAGGGGGAGCUAGAGGAGGUGCAGGUGGAGGAGGGGCAAUUGCAAGCUCAGAGGAAAAGUUUUCUGUUCUUACAGGGCAGCAGAUAUAUGCUCAGCUGUGUGAGAGGACCGGCCUGACCCGAGCACUAGAGCACAACGGAGACAGGCUAGGCAGCGGUGCUUUUCAGCCGUAUGUCCAGGAGAAGGAGGCGUUUUCUGAGUCCCUGCACAGCUGGUCCCAGUCCAAAGGCAGACAGGCGGCGGGGUCAUCUGGACGGGAGCAGAGCCAGCCGCGUGUGGCACAAGAAGCCCUGCUGACGCCGGUAUGUGACACGGGCCAUUCGGAGGUCCUGCGUGGGAGGCUCCUGGGCACUCAGCCCUUUGAGAAAGGGCUGGGCUUCUCCCACCAGGAGGGGGAGUUGCGGGUGUGGGACCAGGACAGACGGAAGGCACAGAGAGAUGAGCCAGUAGAGUUCACCAGUGAACAUCUGAGGGAGGAGCAGUUCACUGAUGAGCACGGCAACGUCAUGAACAAACUGGGUGUGGAUGUGAAGAGGGGAGCGCAGGCUGUGAAGCACGCCAGUCUGCGGAGAGUAAAGCACUGAAACUAACACAUACUGUCCUGAAGGGCCGGACAUCCACUGCCAAACCAUCCUUCACCCAGACACACUUGGGAGACAGAACGAGACGAGGGGUGCACGAA